AUGGACAAAGUCCAGGAUCCCUCCAGCCUCGCACGCUUAUCCGACGGCAUGUCCACUGAAUUGGAAAAUACCCUCCAUUCGAUCGCGCUCAGCAACAAUGCGGCCGAUGCCGCUGAGCCGGAGAUCAUUCCAUUUCGAACAAAGAGUCCCCCGGUGACUCCUCAGAAGGCAAUCUCCAUCAUUGGUCGCGAAGUUGGAUCUGUCAAUGAAGUGGAUAGUGCAAGAGGAAGACAAGAAGUCAAGGGCAGCGUCAUUUUGUCCACGACGGCAGCAGCCAAGAGAAAGAAGAAAAAGAAUCACAAGGCGAAGGCCGCUCAGGCGCUGAAUACCGUCAGAGGCUUCACUCCGGUAGACUCGGGUGCCGAAGAUUCGGAUGCUUCACGCGGUAGUCCACGAGUCCUGUCACCCACUCCUCGUCUACCCGCGUUGGCUGGUGCCAGUCCGGGCCUGCGACCCCAGUCACCUGGUGUCAGCAGUUUAAAAACCCAACUCGACGCUCUCAAUUCUCGCAGUCAGAGCCGUUCAACCUCUCGUGCUCGAAACAAUAUCGGUUCGGAGGCGACGAGCAGUGCAACCAGCGCAGCCUCCGACACACCCGGCGAAGAGGCCAGCGAAGAUAUGGUGAGCUACAAUGUCCCGAUCGACCAAGACUUUGUUAGCCAGUCGCUGGCCGAGACGGAAGCACACCCGGCGUCUACCUCAACCAUGAAUGCGGAUCAGCGUGCGACGUCAAUGAUAGCCCGUAAAAUGACGGCAGCGGAUUUCACCCCCAUUCGCUGCCUCGGUGACGGCGCUUUUGGGACCGUGCUUCUGGUGCGGCAAAAUGCCACCGGCAGAUUAUUCGCGCAGAAGCAACUUACCAAGGCCUUCCUGAAAGUGCAUAAGAAGCGAAUCGAGUCCACCAAGUCCGAGCGCACCAUUCUCGAACUGGUCAAUCGUCAUCCGUUCAUUGUCAACCUCUAUUAUGCAUUUCAAGAUCAUGAGAAGCUGUAUCUGAUCCUCGAAUACGCCUCUGGUGGAGAACUCUUCCGUCAUCUGGAGCUCGAGAAAUUCUUCUCCGAGGAAGUGGCUGCGUUUUAUAUCGCUGAGAUCGUCUUGGCCUUGGAUUAUCUUCACAACACGGUCGGCGUCAUCUAUCGUGAUCUCAAGCCGGAGAAUUGUUUGCUCAAUGCUGAGGGCCAUCUUCUCUUGACCGAUUUUGGCCUUAGCAAGGUUGCCGUUCAAGAUGCCAGUACCCCGGGAGGCAGCCGUUGCAAUAGUCUGGGAGUGGGUACGAUUGAAUACAUGGCCCCCGAAAUUAUCCGUGGUUCUGAUGAGGCUAACUUUGGUCCGGGUUAUGGGAAAGCCUGUGAUUGGUGGUCUCUGGGGGCAAUGGCUUGUGAUCUUAUGACCGGCAAACCUCCAUUUGGAGGUGGAAGUUGGACAAAGAUUCAACAAAACAUCCUAUUUCAAAAGCUGAGUCUGCCUUACUUCUUGUCGCCGGACGCCAAAGAUCUUCUCACGAGGCUUCUCCGCAAAGAACCUCGAAAACGGCUUGGCGUGGGUUCCAACGACAUCAGUGUCAUCAAGAAGCAUCGAUUUUUCCGGAAGAUCGAUUGGAAGAAGCUGGAAGCUCGCGAGCUUGACCCGCCUAUCAAACCAUUAGUCACCAAUCCUGAACUGGCCGAGAACUUCUCAAAAGAAUUUACCGAUCGAGCAAUUGAUACUGUUGCCCGAAGACACAGCAGGACCUUGAGCAAAUCCGAUCCUUUUGGUGGUUUCAGUUACGUGGCAAGCCACAGUUUACUCGAAGAGUCUUUGCUCUCCGAAUUAGACGAGGCCAUCAUCGACGAAGAAUUCUAG
Rhinocladiella mackenziei CBS 650.93 is the source of this 1842-nucleotide messenger RNA. RefSeq lists its product as uncharacterized. Gene Ontology annotation, biological process: protein phosphorylation. The transcript has a single exon. The coding region runs from base 1 to 1842 and encodes 613 amino acids. The record is from RefSeq and is a predicted model, not a curated record. Gene Ontology annotation, molecular function: ATP binding; protein serine/threonine kinase activity. NCBI's taxonomy places the organism in Eukaryota, Fungi, Ascomycota, Eurotiomycetes, Chaetothyriales, Herpotrichiellaceae.